This is a messenger RNA of Loa loa (African eye worm), 2004 nucleotides long. Its product is annotated as cysteine rich repeat family protein. Gene Ontology annotation, molecular function: fibroblast growth factor binding. The record is from RefSeq and is a predicted model, not a curated record. The coding region runs from base 1 to 2004 and encodes 667 amino acids. NCBI's taxonomy places the organism in Eukaryota, Metazoa, Nematoda, Chromadorea, Rhabditida, Onchocercidae. The transcript has 15 exons. Gene Ontology annotation, cellular component: Golgi membrane.
AUGAAUUUAUUGGUCCAAUUUUUUAGUAUCGUUUUGUUGUAUAUCCAAAGGAAUCCGUACGUCGGUGCACAGAUACAAAGAAAUCCACUUGAUGCACAAGCUGCUGAACAAGUACUUUCACCUCAACAUGUACGACCACAUGCACCAGUACAACUGCAAACUGCUACUCAGGCACAACAACAACAAUUGCUGAAUCCACCUAGUGAUCAGCAGCAAGGGCUCGAUACAUAUAGGAAACAUCUGAUAGAUUAUGAAGAAUGUAAGGAAGAUGUACAUAAAUAUUGCUUUCGUCCUGGAGUGGAAUUGAAAAGUGAUAUGUCGGUAUUGGAAUGUCUUCAAGACGUUAAAUUAAGCGAGACGGAAGUGCUUACUGCUGCAUGUGAACAUUUGGUUUGGGAUUUCAAGGUAAAUUUGACUCAAGAUGAUCAAUUUCGGCAAGCGUCGAAACUUUAUUGCAAAGACGAAAUGGUAGUUAAUUCAAACUUAGCUCAGUGUGCAGAAGUAACAGAACCAGGAUAUUCACUCUCAUGUUUCAUGAGUUUCAUAUUAAAUUUACCGAAAGAGUCGAGUUGUUUCAAAUUUUUAGAUCGUUCUGCCAGACUUGCAUUCUCUGACUUUCGUGUUGUUGGUCCAUUUGUGGCGGUAUGUAAAAGUACAAUCCAGCGACUUCAAUGUGGGACAUUAACUCCACCAUCUGCCCAUGCUAAAGCUCGAGUUCCACAUUCCCAAGGGCAUACAUUGGAAUGUUUGAUAAGCAAAAUCUAUCGAGCACCGCAAAAAGAUCCUGGGGCAACGCCAGUAGUUGACGAAGCGUGUCAGCACGAAAUCAUGCGAAUAGCUGAAUUACAAACGGAAGAUUUCCACCUCGAUAGGCCGCUUUAUUUUGCUUGUCGGGAAGAUCGAGAGAAAUUUUGCAAAACUGUCCAAUCAGGACAGGGAAAAGUACUCGAAUGUUUGCUUACUCAUCGGACAGAUCCAAUGAUGGAGCCAGAAUGUUCAAAGCUUUUGGCUGAACGAGCUAACAUGAUGGGGCAAAACUAUCGAUUAUCACAUCCAUUGCUCAGUGGUUGUGCAAUAGAACUGAAAGAGUUCAGUUGUGCUCCGUCGGCAUUAUUUUCGGGCUCUCCAAAUUUUCAUUUAAGUUGGGUGCUUCUGUGUCUGGAAAAUGCGGCACAUGCAAAUCCGGGCAAAGUAUCCAAAAAAUGUCAACAUGAAAUGGUUUCACAUCGUAAAAUGAUGUUGAGUGAAUUUCGAUUAAGUCCAGAAGUUGUUUUAACCUGUGGCAGAGAAAUCGAUAUGUUCUGCAGUGAAAAGGGUGAUAUUGAGGCGGAAGGUCGAACUAUGCACUGUUUAUUGAGUCAUGCACAAGAACGUAAUGAAAACCAGAGACUUGGUCCGCAAUGCAUGCAAGCUUUGCAAACUGUUAUGAAGGUCGUCGAUGUUGGUUCGAAUUACAAAGUGGAUGAAGUUUUGUAUGCCAGCUGCAAAAGAUUAAUUGAUGGUCCAUGUGCAAUGGAUGCUCAAUCGGAAGCGAACACUUUGAACUGUUUGAUGAAACAUAUGGAUAUUGACAUGCCAAAAGAAUGUGAGCAACGGCUUUUAGAAGUGCAGUACUUUAUCUCUCGUGAUUGGCAACUCGAUCCGCAACUUUAUUUAGCAUGCCAUGAAGAUGCUGUUUCCAAAUGCUCUGCUAAUGCUAACUGGCAUCAGCAACCGAUUCAACAAGGACCAGAUCCUGGACCAAUCGUACUUGCAUGUCUCUAUCGUGCAGCCUACAACGAUCAGAAUCCGCUCAAGCCGGAAUGUGCCACAAAUGUGCGUCGUGCGUUGCGUACUCGUGCAGUGCGUGUAAAUUUGAUGCCAGAUAUCGAAUCUUAUUGUCGAGAGGCUUUGUCAGAGUUCUGUUCUACCGAUGUGAAACCCACACAGGAAAUGAGGUGUUUGCAAGAAUAUUUCCAGCUAGAUAAGUUCAAAAAAAGUAUGGUGAAUGUUCCGCAGCUGUAA